Mangifera indica (mango) is the source of this 2605-nucleotide messenger RNA. RefSeq names its product auxin response factor 1-like. The record is from RefSeq and is a predicted model, not a curated record. Lineage: Eukaryota; Viridiplantae; Streptophyta; Magnoliopsida; Sapindales; Anacardiaceae. The transcript is spliced from 15 exons. The coding region runs from base 271 to 2307 and encodes 678 amino acids. Gene Ontology annotation, cellular component: nucleus. Gene Ontology annotation, biological process: response to hormone; regulation of DNA-templated transcription. Gene Ontology annotation, molecular function: DNA binding; protein binding.
UAUGAAGAAAAAGGAAAAAGCUUAGAAGGAGAGAGAAAGAUAGUGUGUGUGAGAAAAGAACAGAAAAAGAGGCAGAGCUGGUCGUGUCGGCUUCGACCAAACAUUGACGAGAUGUACAUGCAAUAGCAUAUACUUGUGUGUAUAUAUAUUUUUUAGGAUUCUAAAUAAUUUUAUAUUUUUAUUUAUAUUUAUCGAUCCAUUUGAUUCAGUGCCCUAAUUCUGUUUCAAGGUUCAUCUGAGUGAUAUCUUGUGGUGUUUGGUGGUUCUGUUAUGUCAUUUGCAAUAGCAGCGCCUUUGAAUCCCUCCUCGGGAGCACCCGGUUCAGGGUCCAACAAUGAAACUUUGUACAAGGAACUAUGGCAUGCCUGUGCUGGACCUCUUGUCACCCUUCCUCGUGAAGGGGAGCGAGUUUACUACUUUCCACAAGGUCACAUGGAGCAGCUGGAAGCAUCAAUGCAUCAGGGGCUGGAACAGCAAAUACCUUCAUUUAAUCUGCCAUCUAAAAUUCUUUGUAAAGUGGUCAAUGUUCAGUGUCGGGCCGAACCUGAAACAGAUGAAGUUUAUGCACAAAUAACUUUGUUGCCAGAACCUGUUCAAAGUGAGGUUAGCAGGCCAGAUUCACCUCUCCCAGAACCUGAGAAGUGUACUGUCCAUUCAUUUUGCAAGACUCUUACUGCAUCUGAUACUAGCACCCAUGGUGGAUUCUCUGUCCUUAGGAGGCAUGCAGAUGAUUGUCUACCCCCACUAGAUAUGUCCCAGGAGCCACCAUGGCAGGAAUUGGUUGCUACUGAUCUGCAUGGAAAUAAAUGGCAUUUUCGACACAUUUUCAGAGGCCAACCAAGGCGUCACUUGCUCACCACUGGAUGGAGUGUGUUUGUUAGUUCUAAAAAGUUAGUCGCUGGUGAUGCAUUCAUUUUUCUGAGGGGUAAAAAUGGGGAGCUGCGUGUCGGAGUUCGGAAGCAUAUGAGACAACAAACAAAUUUGCCAUCUUCAGUUAUAUCUAGUCACAGUAUGCAUCUAGGUGUACUUGCAACUGCUUCUCACGCCGUUUCAACUGGGACACUCUUUUCUAUCUUCUACAAGCCUAGAACUAGCCGAUCUGAGUUCAUUGUUAGUGUCAACAAAUACCUUGAAGCUCAAAAUCACCAGCUUGCUGUUGGGAUGAGGUUCAAGAUGACAUUUGAGGGUGAGGAAGUUCCUGAAAGAAGGUUCACUGGUACAAUAGUUGGUAUGGGAGAUAACAGAAGUCCAGUAUGGCCAGACUCAGAUUGGAGAUCCUUAAAGGUUCAAUGGGAUGAACCUUCAGCAAUCAUGCGUCCAGAAAGGGUAUCACCAUGGGAACUGGAGCCUCUUGUUGCUGCUUCUAAUACUUCAAACUCCCAACCACCACAGAGGAACAAGCGGCCACGACCACCUGUGUUACCAAUACCAUCCUCCGGCCCAGAUCUUUCGGUCCAUGGUAUGUGGAAAUCCUCUGUUGAAUCUCCUUUUUCAUUUGGUGAUUCACAACAUGGUCGAGUCCUCUACCCAUCACCAAAAUUCUCUUCUGCAUCGAAGGGCAGCACUCUUGGUUUUGGUGCAAGUAGUCCACUGGCAGUUGUUUCUAGCAACUCAAUGUAUUGGCCGAACCGAGUGGAAAACACACCUGAAUCUUUUACACCAGUAGCCAGCAAAGAAACCAAUGAGAAGAGACAGAGUACUGGGAAUACCUGCAGGCUUUUUGGCAUUCAGCUAUAUGAAAACUCCAAUAUUGAAGAUGCUACACCUGCUUUUACCAUGUCUGGAAUGGUGGGUGAUGAUCAACCACUUCCUUCUGCAGAUGCGGACUCUGACCAGCAUUCUGACCCAUCAAAUAUUAAUAAGUCUGAUGUUCCUUCUGUAUGUUGUGAUGCUGAGAAGACAUGCCUUAGAUCUCCUCAGGAGUCGCAGAGCAGGCAGAUUCGUACUUGCACAAAGGUUCAUAUGCAAGGUAUUGCUGUCGGGAGGGCUGUUGAUUUGUCACGCUUCAACAAUUAUGACGACCUUCUCAAGAAAUUGGAGGAGAUGUUUGACAUCAAGGGAGAGCUCUGCGGAUCCUCCAAGAAAUGGCAGGUGGUCUAUACUGACAAUGAAGAUGACAGGAUGAUGGUUGGAGAUGAUCCCUGGCAUGAGUUCUGUGACAUGGUGAGGAAAAUUUUCAUCUACACAGCGGAAGAAGCGAAAAAGCUGUCGCCCAAGAUUAGUAUUUCGGCCAAUGAAGAGGUCAAACCAGCCAAACCUGAUCUCGACACAGUUAUGAACACCGAGGAGCAAUCAUCUAUCAUUUGACCUGGGUGCUGAUGGAGGGAUAAAAAUAAGCUGACUCAAAAAAAUUUUCUCUAUAGGUUGUUCAGUGUCAUUCGAACAGAGUGAGAGUUGCCAUAGAUGAUUGCAAUUUGGGUGUCAAAAAGUUUCUUGUUUAGCUUUUGCCGAGGGAAUCUUAUAGUGUAGUUAGCUCAUUCGAAGUAUGAAUGAGCUUAUAAGUUUGUUUAGUCAGUCUGGUGAUUAGGUAGGGAGAUGGAGAUUAGAUGUUCUUGUUUCCUGUUUCCUUUUUCUCCAAUGAUAAUAAAAUCUUUUUUCCUUUUUA